AAAUUUACUCACUUUCUAUGAAAGAUGUAAAAACUUUAAAAAUACCUAAUCAGCCUAAAGAAACAUCCGUAGUCCACUUAUUUAAUUGAUAGAUGUCUAUAUAACAUAUAGUAGCUAGAUGUCAAGCUUCCAAAUACAGUUAAUUUCUAAACCCUAAUUAAAUACAACUUCAAACCAAACCCAACAUUUAAAAAAGUUAAUGCUAGAAGAAUGGCAAAUAAAGUAGGGCAAGUAUGUUUAAACAAAUUAGUUAGUGUGGGUGUGUUUUGAGUUUGGGUUUAAGGAUUUGACCGUUGUGCAUUGAAUUGCUUAAACAAAUAUUUUUGUUUUUAAAUUGGAGCAGAAAGAACUCGUGGUCUGUGGCGCUGAGCUGACUUUAUUGUUUAGUGGUUUUUGGUUUGGUUGCCCAAAAUCCGAAUCCUUCUUCCUUUUUCCUUCAUAUAUAUGUCCAUUAAUGAAAACCGGUGGUGCUUGUGUUGUGUUGUGUCACUCACAUUUCUCACCAUUCAAGGAAAUAAAUUAGGCCAUGCAAAAGGAAAAAACAUUAACACACUACUCACAGUCACACAUUACAGCUACAGCAGCAGCUUUCAUUUGAAAUCUCUGUACUCUUAUUACCAGUUACCCACUUCACGAGGUUGCACGCCUCGAUUCCUUUCUCUCUCUCUUUCUCUCUCUCUGGUUUUUGUUUUCCAUUUUCGAAACCCAUUGGGAAAAAAACGAAGAGCGAUUUUUUAGCCUUUAGGUUCGUAUGUCAUCUUUGGCGACAGUGACUGCUACGAGAAGGCCGAAAUGGCAGUACCCGCAACCGGCGCCGCCGACUCCGAGGAUCCUCCACUUCCCGAGGAGGCCGAGGACGAGGCGCCGGCCGUCCAAGGCCCUGCCGGCGCCGGGGAAAUCUAUUUUGGGGUCUGACGGGAGAGGGAAGCUGGAGGCCUUGUUUGACCAGGAACGGGAGUUUUCGAGGGAGAGCUUUCCGGUUAGUUUGCUGGAGGAGAGAAAGAGUGGAGGUGGCGGUGCGGCGCCGGUGGAGGAGAAGUGGAGGUUUCAGGCGGAGAUGUUGAGGGCAGAGUGCAACUUGCUGAGGAUGGAGAGAGAGAUUAUCAAUAAGAAAUUGGAGAAGAUGAAGCUUCGAAUGGAGAGGACUCUGAAAUCAGCAGUUCAAGCUCUUGUUUCCGGGAGAAACAAGAUAUAUGAAGGCAAGGACAUGAAGAUGGUGUUGGAGGAAGAGAUCAACUAUUUGGGUCAGAAACUCGAGAGAUUGCGAAGGGGCUCGAGAGAUAAACAAAUGGAGGUUAGAAAGUGCAGUAAUUUUGACAAACGAGCGUCAUUACUACAGAGAAAGCUGGAAAAAAUUGGGGAGGAUUCGGAUGAACCGAUUGUUACAGAGAACAAGUCUUGUAGGGAUCAUGAAAGCUUCGUAUCAAGUGGAAAGUUAAAUGUGGAGGUUUUGAGGAGAAAAAUGGAAAACCUGUCAAAUGGAACUUUGUUGGAGAUGAUGAGGGAGGAAUGUAGGUCUAUGCUUUCCACUACAGCUACCACGAAAAUCAGAGCUGAACAUCCUGAUUCUUCCAUGUCAAGACAGGACUGGACAUCACAAGAACAAAAUCAAUGCUCAGGACAUUGCAAGGCGAUUAUUCGAAGAAUCAUGGAGCAAGUUAAAGCAGAAAAAGAUCAAUGGUCUCAAAUGCAGGAGAUGUUGAAUCAAGUGAGGGAGGAGAUGGAAGAAUUGCAGGUUUCUCGAGAGUUCUGGAAAGAUCGAGCCCUAGAAUCCGAGUCUAAGGGACAUGGAAAAGCUUCCUUACCAGAUGAGAUGGAGAAGCAUGUGUUGAUUUGCCGCAUGAAGGAGAAGAAUCCUAACCUCCAUACACGCGAUGUUCGAAGCAGGCCUAGAGAAAUCGCCAUUGAUGAACAACAACAACAACAACAGAAAAAUCGUUCGCAAAUAAAAAAACUUGAGAAAUCUCAACGAUUACCUUUCCGAGAUAUUGCUAACCUUGUUCAUAACUAAAUUUGAACGAACUCCUCGUUAGCUCAACGAAAUUUAACUUAAUUUUUAUGCAUUGAUUUAUUUCCUGAA
Molecule: messenger RNA, 2080 nt
Organism: Momordica charantia (bitter melon)
Lineage: Eukaryota; Viridiplantae; Streptophyta; Magnoliopsida; Cucurbitales; Cucurbitaceae
Source: RefSeq, a predicted model, not a curated record